Messenger RNA from Trichoderma harzianum CBS 226.95, 1297 nucleotides. RefSeq lists its product as hypothetical. Bases 286 to 1086 code for a protein of 266 amino acids. Gene Ontology annotation, biological process: nucleobase-containing compound metabolic process. The record is from RefSeq and is a predicted model, not a curated record. Gene Ontology annotation, molecular function: ATP binding; AMP kinase activity. The transcript is spliced from 2 exons. Lineage: Eukaryota; Fungi; Ascomycota; Sordariomycetes; Hypocreales; Hypocreaceae. Gene Ontology annotation, cellular component: cytoplasm; mitochondrion.
GACAUUUAUAUAAUAAUCCUUUCCUUUCUCGUCGUUUUAAAAAGCUCGUAUACAUCCUUUUUUGUCACCGCGAGGCCGCCUCUGGUUGAUUUCCUCUCUUCUACUAAAGAAAGUUUUUUUUUCCCUUGUCGGCCAGGUUUCCCCAAGGACUCCGCGUUGUCCGUCUUCGGGCAUUGCUUACGCAGCAGCUGUCUGCAUUCAAAUACCUUGCCAUCCGAAGCUCCUGGACUUUCCAAACGGAUUUUUUUCUACUGUCACUAUUUCAAUCUCGGCUUCACAUAGACAAUGCAACUCAAGAGAGCAGCGCGAGUAAUUCUAGUUGGUGCGCCGGGCGUGGGCAAGGGAACCCAGAGCGACAGGCUGCUGAAGCGCUUCCCCCAGCUCAAGGCCAUUAGCACCGGCGACCUCCUCCGUCACAAUGUCAAGAACAGAACACCUCUCGGCAUCAUGGCUGAAAAUACCAUCAAGGCGGGAGGCCUAGUGGCUGACGAUUUGAUGCUCCGUCUCAUCUCAGGAGAGCUUCGAUCUCGAGGCUGGCUGCGACCUCCCACCAUGACGCUCUCAGCUGAGGCAACUUCAAUCGAGGGCUCAUUUCAUUCCAGCGCCUCCAUGGAUGCUUUCAACUCGCUGCCUUUCCAAAUGGACGAGCACACCAUUCCCCAGGCCUCAGAGGACCCCAACGCUUCUUUCAUGCUGGACGGCUACCCCCGGACUGUAGCCCAGGCUAUCACGCUCGACAAGAUUGUGCCCAUGAACUUAGUCGUCUCCAUCCAGACUCCCUUCUCCGUCAUUCUCGAACGGAUUGCUGGUAGAUGGGUGCACGAACCCUCUGGUCGCGUGUACAACACAAGCUUCAAUCGGCCUCGUGUCCCCGGCCGCGACGACGUCACCGGCGAACCCCUCGUCCAGCGCCCUGAUGACAACGAGGCAACGUACCGCGCACGCUUCCAGAAGUUCCAGGAGAACAGCGAGCCCAUCCUCAACCACUACGCUAAGAAGGGUGUCCUACUCGAAGUCGAAGGCAUGAGCAGCGACGAGAUCAGCCCCAAGCUGUACGAAGCCUUUGAGCAGCGCUUUGCUCGGUGAAGAUCCUGCCCUGUUUACAUCACGUCAUACCUACGUUUUAUUAUUGUUUCAACAGCCUUUUUGAUAUUAUUACUCGGUUGGCUUUUUGCUUGAUUCGGCGACUUUUUUUUUUUACGUUUUACAGUUUUGGCUAUUAAUAGGAGUUUACACGUGUGGUUGGGAAAACGCCCUUUGGCUUCAACAUUUUUGGGUUAUUGUGUUCAUGUCGAGG